Penicillium maclennaniae is the source of this 723-nucleotide messenger RNA. Its product is annotated as peroxiredoxin-like family protein. The record is from RefSeq and is a predicted model, not a curated record. Lineage: Eukaryota; Fungi; Ascomycota; Eurotiomycetes; Eurotiales; Aspergillaceae. The coding region runs from base 1 to 723 and encodes 240 amino acids. The transcript is spliced from 2 exons.
AUGGCGGAAUCGGCACCGAAGGAGGUACAUCCUGUGGAGUCGCCAGUAACUAAGACGAAGUUCGAAUCCAAGGAUUUGGCGACGGAACAGCCCCCGUCAGCAGAGAACCUAGGCCAGAUCGAGGACUACCCGGUGCUGGAUAAAGAAGGCAAGAAGCACACAUUCAAGAGCCUCUAUGCCGGUCCCCAAGCAACAGCUCGCGUCCUAGUGAUCUUUAUUCGUCAUUUCUUCUGCGGAAGCUGUCAAGAGUUCAUCCGCGCUCUUGCAGAAUCGAUGAAGCCAGAAGACUUGCUUCAGUUGCCCAUCAGCACAUCUAUUGUCGUCGUAGGAUGCGGAGACCCGGCUCUGAUUGAUCACUACCACAAGGAAACGGGUUGCCCAUUCCCCAUCUACACCGAUCCCACUAGAAAGCUCUACGCUGAUCUGGACUUGGUCACCUCGUACACGAUGGGAGAGCGCCCUGAAUAUUUCCGCAAGGGCAUGGUGCGCCUGGUCGCGGAAUCGGUGGCUCAAACCCUGAAGCACGUUUCCAGUGGGCUGAUGACCAAGGCGGGCGAUUCCAGUCAAAAUGGCGGGGAAUUCCUGUUUGAGUCUAUGGGCGAAGAUGAUAAGCAAGUUACUUGGUGCCACCGCAUGACAAAUACGCGAGACCAUUCUUCAAUCUCGACAUUGGCACAUCUUCUGGACUCGGAGGGCCGAGUGCUGCAGGUGAAGAAGAACUAG